AUGGCAGAGGAUGACCCUGGCCUGUUUGACCAAUUGGACAAGGAGCGCAAUCUGGAUGCUGUGAUGUCUGGUUCACCUAAAGGAGAUGAAUCCACAACAGCAGCUGGAAGUGACAUGCUGUCCGAUUCAACCUUGCCUUUGGACUCGGUGUUUGAGACCCUGUAUGACUCAGUGUGCAAAGAAAUUGAAAGUGCUGGAGGACCACGCCAGUACUUGCAUGCUGAAUUCCCUGUCCGCAGUGAGAGGGCAAAGGGCAUUGCCAAGGUAAUGGAGGUGGCACUGGGGAUGUGUGAAGACGUUGACUAUGCUACAGACUACCCUUUGCCAGUAUGCUUCUCUGGAGCAGAAGAUGAACAAGCACCGUUCUUUCUUCCAUUGGGGGCUUUCUCAGCUGAAGCAGAGAGCUCACUCAGGGAGCCACCAUCCCUUGAUGUUGCAAUCAAACUCAUCAACAACUUCCACAAGCAUGGAUUUCAAACUACAGGUGUCCCUAUUCUGAUUCGGCUGGAGACAGCGAGCCUUCCAGACAGUGGUGAGAUUGAGCCCGGCUCCAUUUACUUCCUGAAGGGUGCUGCCAGGAUCCAAACAGCCAUGGCUGUGGUUGUGGCUUUGCACAGGAUGGGUCAUGAGGUGCCAUUGAUUCUGAAGAAGUCUCUCCAACGCAUCAAGUGCAAGCACAUCAGGCUCAGAGACCGUCAAGCUGAACUGUUCUACAACAUGAAGAAGAGUUCCUCUGAUGCGAUCCGGCGUGCGCCAAGUGCAAUCUCAUGGGUAUUUAGCUUGGUCAACCUGUCAGCGUGGGGCCAUUCUGAUUCCCAGUCCCUCAUCAAGGCAUGGAACGAUGAUGCUGCAAAACAUGACCGCAUUGCUGGCUACAAGUACCAGGCUGUUAAGACCAUCCUAGAGCUCCCUGAAGCUGCUAGGAACAUAAUCCUUGGCACAGUCAGCCUGUAUGGUUGGGAGGGUUGCCCCUACACGGAUGAUGCACUGGGAUCGAAAAAGCUUCUGGUUGGCUACAACUCCAAAUCUGGCAAGCUCUCCAGAACAUCCCCCUGGACAACAAGAUUGAAGAACACCAAGGAGUCUGUGGUUCUUCUCUUCAGGAUGGUCCACAAUCAGUACACCAACAUGCCACCCAAUCACAGGAAAAAGUUGACCAAGAGCCAGCUAGAAGAGAAGGCUGAGAUUACUGCCCUUGCCUGUUCUAUUGUGGAUGAGCUCACGUCCCAGGUUCCCAAUGUUGCCCCGGUCCUUGAGGAGAAGUUCUUGGAGCGGCUCCGGCGUGGAGACCCCGGUCUUGAGAUGGAGCUCGGAUCGGCCUGCUCUGCAAAAGAUGACAAGUGGGGGCCACGCGACAACGGGUGUAUUCUGGAGAUAUUGAAUGGGCUGACUGCUGGGAAAGGUGAGGCGAUCACUGGUUCAAGUGAGGCUGCUCUCUUCAAGUCUGCCACUGACCUCGAUGCAGCUAGCUACAUGCUGGCCUUAGAGGAAAUUGCAUAUGAUGAGCGAUGCCUCCAGGUGUACUUGGGUAAAAUGAGCAACCAUGAGGUCCGCAUCACCCAGUUGAAGGAGCAAUGGAACCGGAAGAGGCAAGAAGGAGCCAAGGAGGCUGUCCACAAGUGGGUGGACCAACAUGUGGAUGCAAACACAUGGCCUUCCAAGUUUGAUGCUGGGACAGCUUUGAGCAUGAUGCGGAGCAUUGAGGAGGCUGCAUCCAGGUGGCGAGAUUCAAUGAAGUGCCGGAACAUUGCCCUGCUCUUCAUUUGCAACUAUGCAUCUCCCAGUCUCAUCAAGAGUGACAUCACUGCUGCCACCUUCAGCAUGGUUGGCCACAUGCUUGGCUCAGAGUUUGGUCCACAAGCAUGUGGGCUGCUGCUAUGCCCGGUCUACUCAUACCAGAAACAUCAUUUGUUUCUUGAAGAGCAUGCUUUGCUCAAGAUGCUGAGCAACAAUUCGUGUUCUGUGGAUACCCUCUUCCAGCUCAAUUUUGACAUCAAGUCCAAGACAGACCAAAGAGAUCAGCGUCCUAUGGCAUACACUGGCCGGUUUCUUGCUCCAGCCAAUGCAGGAAGCGAUUGGGCUUGGCGUGAGUCUACCCUCUUUAAGCUUCGUCGCAACACGAAUGAGGCUUUGCAGCUGGCAAGCAAGCAAAUGGUGAUUCAGGAAGACAUGAACCCGAAGGCCCUUCCUAGCACAGAUGCUGGAACUUUACAUGGCGCCCAAAAGUAUGCCCAGAUUGGCUCUGAUGCAGCCCGGAAGCUGUUGUCAUCUGCGCUGGAGGGUGUGAACUUUGGGAAUCACACAUCCCUUCUUGUGGUGGACACAACGCCGCUGGUUGGAAACUUCUUUGAGGCCUACCUGGAGGUGUCCAAAGAUACCAACGUGCCCAUGAAGUAUGUUCCACUUUUUGCAGAUGAUGGGCAUCAGGAAUGGUUUUCUGGCUAUUUUCACCAAGAGCUGACCAAGCGCUUCCUGCAGGACUCUUUGAAAAUCCCUGGUUCUUCCAGGCUUCCCUCUCAACCCCCUGCGGAGCACAUGGAAUCCAAGCCGGAGCCUCCUGCCUUGAAGCGGUGCUUGUGGGGCAAGGUGAAGAAUGAGAUCCGCACCAUUGAGCUCCCUGAGGAUGAGGUCAAGAAGUGGUGGAGCAAAGAUGAAUGGAAGUGCUUUGUCCAAGAGUUCCAGGAGCGGCACCCUCCAGUGAAGCAGCUUGAGAAAGAGGCCCCCAAGGCUUCUGAUUCAGUUUCUGCAGCUGUGCCUGUCAAGCGCAAAUUGGAGGUGGACAUCUCCAAGCACUUGCGGGAUGGAGGGAGUGCACCUGGCGGAGUCAAGGUGGCACAGGUGCAGAUCAUCAAUGCCAGGUUUCCAGCUGAUGUGAAGAGCCAGGACCUUCCAACUCUUGUGGUUUCUGAUGGCGGGCCAUAUGUGGAGAAUGCCACUGAGCACCCGGUGACCUUUCCUGCUGGUUCCAUCCUGGCUGGGUGGGGCAAGGGCAAGUUCCGUGAUGGCAGCGAACAGAAGUGCAAAGACAAUGAACUUGAGUUUACCUGUGGUGCUGAGACAUAUGGCAUGAUGGACAACAAACUGAACCUCCUCACCGACUUGCUGACUGCAGAGCAGAAGGUAAAGUCGCAACACCCGAAGCUUUGCUAUCACACGAUCAAGCAGGAUCCAUCUGGUGGAUGGGAAUUUCUACAGGACCAUACAGUAAUCUUCCAACCGUUGCCUGAAGACAAGGAAACGCGGGUGGCCCAAGCACAGGUGGCAAAACAAGCCCUUGUGAAUGCUUGGAAAAGCAGUUGCACAUGCAUUGCGUGGCACUUGCGGCCAAGCCAGAAAGGCCUACAACCGAUUAGGCCUGUAGUGGUGUGGACUCAGGAUGUCACCCUUGAACCAGGGAAGAUCCUAGUCCUUGAGGGCUGA
Durusdinium trenchii is the source of this 3420-nucleotide messenger RNA. The record is from the annotation of a GenBank genome assembly. NCBI's taxonomy places the organism in Eukaryota, Dinophyceae, Suessiales, Symbiodiniaceae.